AUUAUCUACGGAAGAUGAUAUUAUAAUAGUACUGUAGUUUGCAUUCUCAAAAUUUGUCAUUGAUAAUCAUAUAAUACGUCUAAAACUCAUUAAGAAACACAAAAUUCCAGUUCAUUUAAAGAUAAUACGGAGCUAAAUACAGUUGACCCUCAAGUAACACUCUUAUUAAUAGCUGGAUAAUUUGCCGGAGAGUACUUGCAUCCGUUCUCUUUAAAAUGGCUGCUCGAAAAGUGAUCUUUAGUGUUUUAUGUUUAGUGAUUUAUUUCACAUGUUUGGUAUCUUCGGCUAACAUUAGGGACUGUGGAUCGAAAGAUGGAUCGAUAAUUAAAGUUGAUAUAGAGGGGUGUGAUAAUGAAGCACGGUGUCCACUAGUCAGAGGCCAAAAUGCAACAUUGACAGCCACAUUUAAAUCAAAUGUUACUUCAAAUACACUCAAGGCUGUAGUAUACGGAAAGUUGUCAUUUAUAAAAUCUAAAUUUCCCCUACCAGAUCCAAAUGCCUGUGAUUUGGGAGUCAAUUGUCCUUUGGGUCCGGGGCAAACUAAUACAUAUAUUGUGUCAAUUUACGUAAAGGAAAAUUAUCCUACACUAAGUGUUGAUAUUGAACUUCACUUGAGAGAUGACUCAGGACGAGAUGUCAUAUGUGCCCUUAUUCCAGCGGCAGUUGUUGCAGCAGUAGUAGACGAAGAUAAUGGGCAGCAGCUAAAAUGAAAGUUUCUCUUUUGAAACUAAUUUCUUAUUACCAGAAAAGUACUUUUAUCAUACAUAAUAGAAAUUUCAGACAGCAGCAAGUAAAAAAUUAUUUAUAUAUAGAAACACAUGUAAAUAAAUAUACUCAUCUCUGAGUUAAAUGAAUACUUCAAUUUUUUAAGUGCAUAUAUUUUGAAUUCCACAUCAACAUUUUUGUAAGAACGUCGUUUAUUCAAUAUAUGCGUACAUAUUU
This is a messenger RNA of Diorhabda carinulata, 942 nucleotides long. RefSeq names its product NPC intracellular cholesterol transporter 2-like. Gene Ontology annotation, biological process: intracellular cholesterol transport. The record is from RefSeq and is a predicted model, not a curated record. The transcript is spliced from 4 exons. The coding region runs from base 216 to 710 and encodes 164 amino acids. NCBI's taxonomy places the organism in Eukaryota, Metazoa, Arthropoda, Insecta, Coleoptera, Chrysomelidae. Gene Ontology annotation, molecular function: sterol binding.